GGCAAUCACAAUAAUUUCACAAAUGAAAAUCUUUUGAGUCCUAAAUUCUCAAAUUCGAACCUAUAUUUUCAGGAAACCUAACCUUUUAUUAGUUUAAGAAGAAAAUUCUGUUACAUUUUCCCAUUUAUUAUUUUUAUUGUGUCAGGACGUAGGUACUUCGUCUUGAUGUAAAACUAACAUGAGCUUAGUAUAAUUACUUUUCUAAAUUAAGUGCUUGGGAUUUAAUUUAAUAAAAUGGAUACACAUAGGAGAUCAUGGAAGCUACAAGAGUUUGUAGCUCACAAAGCAAAUGUCAACUCGUUGGCCAUGGGACACAAGUCAAAUCAAGUUUUGGCUACAGGUGGUGAUGAUAAAAAAGUAAAUUUAUGGGCUAUAGGACGACAAGGAUGCUUAAUGAGUCUCAGUGGGCACACAACUCCUGUGGAGUGUGUUUGUUUUGGACACUCUGAGGAUUUGGUUUGUGCAGGAUCUCAAACUGGUGCUUUAAAGAUUUGGGACCUUGAAGCUGCAAAAUUAUUAAGAACAUUCACAGGUCACAAAGGUGCAAUAAAAUGUAUGGAUUUUCAUCCAUAUGGAGAUUAUCUGACUACAGGCUCGUGUGACAGCAACAUCAAACUUUGGGACACAAGAAAAAGAGGUUGCAUUGUAACUUAUUCAAGUCACCGUUUGGCGGUUAACAGUCUACAGUUUAGUCCUGAUGGCCAAUGGAUUGCUUCAGCUUGUGAGGAUGGUAUUGUAAAAGUGUGGGAUGUUAGAAUCGGAAAGGUAUUACAUGAGUUUAUGGAGCACACAUCUGCAGUGACAUGUGUAAAGUUCCACCCUCAUGAAUUCUUGCUGGCCAGUUGCGGUGCCGACCGAACUGUUAACUUCUGGGAUAUGGAAAAGUUCCAAUUGGUUUCCAAAUUUGAAAAAGACAACACAUCAAUAAGGAAUAUGGCAUUUAGUGAAGAUGGUGGGACAUUACUAGGUUGUGGGAAUGAUGGGCUGCAUGUGAUAGGUUGGGAACCAGCCAGGGUUCUGGACACAGUGCCCGGACAUUGGGGACAAAUCUAUGAUAUGACAGUUGCUCAAACUCAACUUAUAGCUGGCUCAUUCCAUUCAACCUAUGUUGUCCUAUCAGUUGUUGAUCUCAAUAAAGUACACCCGUUUGGAGGACCACCACCACCGGAGACAACAGUAGCACCUGAACGUUCACCAUUUCAAAAAGGACAUUCAGUGCGGAAAAGUUUUUCCAAAGAAAAACCACCUAAGGAGGUUAUACAUCGAUCUACAAUUCUUGAUGAGAAGACUGCAGAAGAGUCUACGUCUGGCACAGAAGCUGACGAGGAAUCAGGUGCUCUCAUACCUAAUAUUAAUGACUACACUGAAAUAUUCCGACCUUCUAGAGCUUUAACACGGACUCCUCCUCCAGCUACGAGUUUAUCGUCAGAAGAUUAUUCUUUAACAGAGCCGACUACGAAACUCGAGACGACAGUGAGCACCUCACUGCGAGACCUGAUGCUGGACGAGCCGCCCCCCCGCCCGCCGCCGCAGCCCUCACCCCCACAGCGCUACAGAGCUGACAAUUACUCCAGAAUACCCACCUCCAAGGAACAUUAUAGUGCUGUGGAAAAGAAGACAGAAGUAUUCACAAGAAAUAUUGGGAGUAACAAAGAGGAGUGCGUAUUCUCCUCGCCUCAGACAUCCAACGCUAACCAGUUCUCAUCCAAUACGACAUUAAACCGACACAACUCAUACAAAGAAACAAAAUCAACGACCGAUAUUGCUCCUAACAGCCUCCGUCCAAGUAACAGCGACAUAUCGCUGGGCCCACCUACGCUAGGACCAAGAUCACUGUCCUUUACUAGACCACCUACACAAAACCCCAGAGUACGCAUGGAGAGCGUCAGCCGGGAGGACGUGUCGGCGCCGGCGGACAGCGCGCCGGAGCCCGAGUUUGUGCCCUACACCAUCGACCGCCCCGUCGGCCUCGACCUUGAGGAGUUCCUGCCCCGCGGCGCGGGACGUCUGGGGGCGGGGCGCGGCGCGCGGGGUGGGGGCGCGGCGCCGAGCGAGCAGGAGGUGUUGGGCGUCAUGAUGCGAGGACACGACUCCAUGAUGGCCGUGCUCGCCGCCAGGCAGCGCGCGCUGCAGAUUUUCCACUCAGUCAGAAUAAACAAGAGCUUAAAAUCUGCAUUAGAAUCUGUGAUAGCUUUGGAAGAUGCUUCAAUCAUCUUAGAUAUACUCAAUGUUAUGGCACAUAAACCAUCACUAUGGAACUUGGACAUAUGCUUACUUAUGUUGCCCAAAAUAUAUGAAUUAUUGCAGAGUAAAUAUGAAACGUACAUGCAAUGUGGAUGUAAUGCUUUAAGACUAAUAGUUAGAAAUUUCUCAUCAGUAGUUCGUGCAAAUGUUAGUGCACCUGUAAGGACAUUAGGUGUGGACAUUCCACGAGAGGAGCGAUAUGCAAAAUGUUUGCAGAUACAUCGUCUCCUUCUAGACAUACGAGCAUUCCUACUCAAAAGACAGACCCUUCAGGGCCGCCUUGGGGCUGCAUUUAGAGACCUUCACACGCUCAUGCAGCAAGGGCUAGACUGACGAAAUCACCCUGGUGGCUCCAUGCAGCUAUAUUACUAUUAAAGUUGUGUAUUCUCAAGUAGCAUAAACACUUUAAUAUUUUGUACUUAAUCACGUAAUUUAACACUUAAAACAUUUUUGUACAAACGAACAGCAGACACUUUCGCCAUAUACAAAUUAGGAGUAAUAUUAUUAUUUUGAAAGGACUAACUGUUAUAUUUAAGGAAAAUUUAUUUGUAAUGUAGAAACCUUGUGAAUUCUUAUAUAAAUCAAAGAUAAUCUCUACUUAAUUUAAUUAUUUG
Molecule: messenger RNA, 2858 nt
Organism: Aricia agestis (brown argus)
Lineage: Eukaryota; Metazoa; Arthropoda; Insecta; Lepidoptera; Lycaenidae
Product: katanin p80 WD40 repeat-containing subunit B1
Exons: 16
Coding region: 235-2577 (780 amino acids)
Biological process (GO): microtubule severing; microtubule depolymerization
Cellular component (GO): katanin complex
Molecular function (GO): microtubule binding
Source: RefSeq, a predicted model, not a curated record